Messenger RNA from Raphanus sativus (radish), 944 nucleotides. RefSeq lists its product as uncharacterized. Lineage: Eukaryota; Viridiplantae; Streptophyta; Magnoliopsida; Brassicales; Brassicaceae. Bases 83 to 802 code for a protein of 239 amino acids. The record is from RefSeq and is a predicted model, not a curated record. The transcript is spliced from 3 exons.
AUAUGCAUCAAAUUUGGGGAAUUGUGUUGAUAGAAGCGAAGGAAAGUUUACUGGCUUGAAGAGUCAUGAUUGUCAUGUAAUUAUGCAGCGCCUCCUUCCGUUUGCUUUUUCAGCAUUAUUGCCACGUAAUGUUCAUGAAGCAAUUGCAGGGAUAAGUGUUUUCUUCCGCGAUUUAUGCAGCAGAGUAGUGACUGAAGAGGGUAUUAAUAAUUUGAAGACAAACGCACCAGUCAGCAUGUGCAACCUCGAGAAGAUAUUUCCUCCAUCAUUCUUUGAUGUUAUGGAACAUCUUGUUAUUCAUCUCGCAAGAGAAUUGGAACUUGGUGGUCCUGUGCAGUACAGAUGGAUGUAUAUUUUUGAGCGUUAUAUGCAUCAUCUGAAGAAAAUGGUCAAAAAUUUAAGCCGGGUGGAAGGAUCUAUAGUGGCACAGGUGAUCAAUGAAGAAACUGCAAUCUUUGCUGAAAAUUAUUUUCCACCAGAAGUGCAUACAAAACAUCGAAGACCUUCUCGGCACAAUGACAGAGGAGAGAGAGCAACAUAUCAUGUUACUGUCCCAAGCAUGUUCAAGGAAAUAGGACGACUUAGUGGAACAUUCACGAAGCGGAGACUUACGGACACUGAGCACGCUCAUUUGCAAACAUAUUUGCUCACCAACUGUGAAGAUGUUCUACAAUAUGAGAGUGUAUAUAUGGCGGAGUUGCGUAUGACUCACAGGCAUGCAACAGAACAUGAGCUUCAACAACUUAGAGAUAAUGGAUUUGCUGCGUGGCUUCGUAGUUAUGUGAGUCAUAUAAACAAAUGAGUAGUUUAAUUUUAAUAUAAACAAAUUAACUUUUCACUCAUAUAUGUUUUUAAUUUAUAGGUGAAUGAUGGUUUGGCCAGAGGUUUUGUGUUCGAUGAUUGGAUACGCGAAUUUGUGCAGGGACCAAACUAUGUGGUCAAAU